AUGGCGGAUAUUGCAAACAAAUGGGUACGCCAUCUCAGAACUCGGGAUCGGAAGGACAGGGACAAAGGAGGAGAGUCCCAAUCCUUCGUUUGCGAGAUUUGUGGUGACGAAUCCCACACUAUAGAAGCAUGGCGCCAACACGCUCGAAGCGAUCGUGAGCAUCGUAGUAAGUGGCCAACUGCGCAAGCCGCAGAAGAAUACGUUAAAGGUGGUGUCAAUAGACCCGACAGUCAGGACUCUUCCAACAGUAGAAAACGUCGGGCCGACGCAAAUAUUGAAACCGCAGAGGAGGAGGCCCAGAAAGGACCUGCAGCCGACGAGGACCAAGAUGCAGACGGACAUAGAGACAAACGCUGGUCCCCCCCGCCUGAGCCGCAGGUCGCUUUCAGCCGCAGCCGCGCCCGCAAUGAUACCCGGAGCGACUUCGAGCGCGGGCCCCACAAGAAUACUUCGGGCCGUCAGCUAUGGAACGAAGACAACCCUCAACCAAAGUCAAAUAGCCAAGGACGCUUUGUGUCUCAAUCUUCACCCAGGCAGGGGCCACCCCCCAAAGCGAAUAGGCAUAUACAGCCCGCUGCCCAACAGCCCCCUCCACCUUCAAUCAACGACGAUGACUCGUCUAGGAUGAUGCGCCAACCAGAGACCAGGCCAAUCUCUCAAGAUCAGCUUGUCGCAGAGGUCAAGGGCAUAUACGCAGGCCUGGUCAUGGUUGAGACAAAAUGUAUUGAAGUUGACAAUACACAAUCAUCCAAUACCGAUGCCAACUCAAAGCUCAAUAAUGAACAAUGGCAGGCAUUAAUUGCUCUGCACAGAACCCUUCUUCAUGAGCAUCACGACUUCUUUCUCGCAAGUCAACACCCAUCUGCCAGUCCGGCCUUACGCAGAUUGGCUUCUAAAUAUGCUAUGCCUGCUCGCAUGUGGAGACAUGGAAUCCAUUCAUUUCUUGAACUUCUAAGACAUCGAUUGCCAGCCUCUCUCGAACAUAUGCUCACUUUCCUGUAUUUGGCAUAUAGCAUGAUGGCUCUGUUAUAUGAAACUGUGCCUGCUUUCGAAGACACCUGGAUCGAGUGCCUUGGUGACCUUGGUCGAUAUCGCAUGGCUAUUGAGGACGACGAUAUUCGCGACCGAGAAGUGUGGACUGGUGUAAGUCGUCAUUGGUACAGUAAAGCCUCAGAAAAAUCGCCUACGACGGGAAGGCUCUACCACCAUCUUGCUAUCCUGGCACGGCCUAACGCACUUCAACAACUCUACUUUUACACCAAAUCCCUCUGCGUUCCCAUUCCAUUUUCCAGCGCCCGAGAGAGUAUCAUGACGUUGUUUGAUCCUAUAUUGAAUAACAGUCCCACUCGUCUGUCGCAAAUUGAUGCCUCAUUUGUUCGCGCCCAUGGAAUACUCUUCUCUGGCAAGUCUUGGGACCAGCUUGAAGACACCAUGAAUGCAUUUGCUCAACAGUUGGAUAAUCAUGUCGCCCGGUCCACUAAGAGGUGGUUGGAAUCAGGAUAUUACAUUGCAAUCUCUCUUGCUUGCUCCCUCAUUGGGUACGGUGCUGAAUCCAAUGUUCUUAUGCGGGCCAUUUCCAAGAAGCCUGAGGAGACAGAUGUUGCUAUGGGCGAGAGUACAAUUUCUGAAACCAUGCCAGACGAGAAAUUUAAGCCUGCUCUAAAGUUUGGAGUAAGCACGAUUAAGACUGUAAUUAAUCGUUGGGGAGACACCAACACUUUGCCUUUUCUGCAUACGAUUUUGGUCUUCAUGAACUACAUGACCCGAUAUCCCGCAGCCAUGAACCACUUGGAGGCUGAAUUUCCUUGGAAGUUUACCGCGUUGAUGCUCAACUCUCUAUUAGGAUCUUGCGAGCCUGGAUACAAAGUUUCAAGUCACAUACCACUGCCGGAAAAGGACCAGGCUCCACGUCCGUUGCCAGAAGAUUUUGCAAUGCGAGGGUUGCUCUACUCGGAGGACUAUAUUCCUAACGAAUGGUUCCAUAAUGAGAAAAUCGAUGAGGACGAGAAAUACUUUGAACUGGCCUCCAUGGCAGAAGAACGCAGGGGCCGGAUUCUUUCUUUGGGAUGCAGCAUUGCUACUUCUGGCAGCUGGCUGAUUUGGGAUGAAGCCACUAACCAGUUCUCGCCCGCGGCCAAGUAUGACAUAGACUUACAAGGCCCCGCGGAAGCCGCCCCUUUCCUCGUCAAGCUAUCGGAAGCUUGA
Molecule: messenger RNA, 2205 nt
Organism: Fusarium poae
Lineage: Eukaryota; Fungi; Ascomycota; Sordariomycetes; Hypocreales; Nectriaceae
Exons: 3
Coding region: 1-2205 (734 amino acids)
Biological process (GO): nuclear-transcribed mRNA catabolic process, nonsense-mediated decay
Cellular component (GO): telomerase holoenzyme complex
Molecular function (GO): protein binding; telomerase RNA binding; telomeric repeat DNA binding
Source: RefSeq, a predicted model, not a curated record